Messenger RNA from Paramecium primaurelia, 566 nucleotides. Lineage: Eukaryota; Ciliophora; Oligohymenophorea; Peniculida; Parameciidae. The record is from the annotation of a GenBank genome assembly.
AUGGGUGUUUGUCAAACUAAAGUAAAAUAAAAUCCAGCAGGUCUGAAACAUAAAACCAAUAGAUAAGGUGAAAGAGUUAAGACUGAAUUUUCUGCAACAUAAGAAACUGGUUCAAAACAUCCAGGACUUUUGUAAAUAAAUAGUCUAGAAGAAAUCAAUUCACCUAAAUCAGGUGGAUAUCUUUUACCAAGACGCUAAUAAACCAAAGCAGGACUAAUGAAAUUAACAGGAUUAAUCUCAAAUUCUCCAUUACCUGGUCAAAUUUAGAUAAUUGAAAUGAGUGCAUCUAAGAAAUAUUCAUUAAUUAAGAAACGUCAAAUGAAUGAUGUAAAAUAAAUUGUGAUUUAAUAGAUGAAAUAAGUAUUGUCCAAUAAUAAGACUGGAAUAAUAGUAGAAAUGGAAACUUUUUUAAAAGAAGAGCCUGAGACAUUAGAAUACAUAAAUUGGAUAUUAAAAGCAUAAUUAGUAUAAAUAAAUAAUUAAUAACAUAGGAACANUACCAUCUCUGCUUUAAAAGAUCUUUAUUGAUCUUAUUUUGUUAUAAACAGCUAUGUUGUAUAAUUUGA